Messenger RNA from Saccharomyces paradoxus, 3015 nucleotides. RefSeq names its product FG-nucleoporin NUP100 (gene NUP100). The record is from RefSeq and is a predicted model, not a curated record. The transcript has a single exon. NCBI's taxonomy places the organism in Eukaryota, Fungi, Ascomycota, Saccharomycetes, Saccharomycetales, Saccharomycetaceae. Gene Ontology annotation, molecular function: structural constituent of nuclear pore. Bases 1 to 3015 code for a protein of 1004 amino acids. Gene Ontology annotation, biological process: protein import into nucleus; post-transcriptional tethering of RNA polymerase II gene DNA at nuclear periphery; RNA export from nucleus. Gene Ontology annotation, cellular component: nuclear pore; nuclear pore cytoplasmic filaments.
AUGUUUGGUAAUAAUAGACCAAUGUUUGGAGGGAGCAACCUUUCCUUUGGAUCAAACACGUCAUCCUUUAGUGGGCAACAAUCGCAGCAGCCAAACUCUCUUUUUGGAAAUAGCAAUAACAAUAAUAAUUCCACCAGCAACAAUGCUCAAUCAGGGUUUGGUGGAUUCACCUCUACCGCUAGCAGUAAUAAUAACAGUUUGUUUGGAAAUAACAACAGUGCCCAGAACAAUGGGACUUUUGGCCAAUCAGUGGGCACCGCUCAAAAUUCACCGUUUGGCUCAUUAAACUCUUCAAAUACCAGUAAUGGGAACACUUUUGGAGGAUCCAAUUCAGUGGGCUCUUUCGGUGGUAAUACCAACAAUGCAUUUAGUAAUAACAAUAAUAAUAGUAACGGUACAAAUUCCUCAUUUGGUUUAAAUAAGCCGAAUACAGGAGGAACCUUGUUUGGUUCGCAGAAUAAUAAUAGUGCAGGUGCUUCUAGUUUAUUUGGCGGCCAAAGUGCAACUACCACUGGAACAUUCGGAAACACCGGAAGUAGUUUUCGAACGGGCCUGAAUAGUAAUGGCUCUAACGUCUUUGGAGCAGGAAACAACACACAAAACAAUACUACUGGCGGUUUAUUUGGCAACCAACAAUCUUCAGCGUUUGGGGCAAACAAUCAACAAGGAAGUCUAUUUGGACAGCAAUCUCAAAACACUAAUAAUGCAUUUGGUAAUCAAAACCAGCUUGGGGGGAGCUCAUUUGGAUCAAAACCAGUUGGUUCAGGGUCAUUAUUUGGUCAGAACAACAACAAUCUAGGAAACACAAACAACAAUAGCAAUGGAUUGUUCGGUCAAACCAAUGCCAGUAACCAAGGCAACCCUAGCGGUGGACUCUUUGGACAAAACUCGAUGAACAGCAGCACCCAAGGGAUAUUUGGCCAAAACAAUAAUCAAAUGCAAAUGAAUGGCAAUAAUAACAACAAUGUAUUUGGAAAGACAAACACUGUUACCAGUUUUGGUCAGCAACCAAACAACAACUCUGGAUCUCUCUUCGGAAACAAGCCAUCCAGCGGCGGAUUAUUUGGUCAACAGGGUACUUCUACAAAUACCUUUUCAAAUUCUGCAUCAGGAGGUUUGUUUGGCCAAAAUAAUCAACAGCAGGGAUCUGGGCUGUUUGGUCAAAAUCCCCAGACAAGCGGUAGUGGUGGACUUUUUGGACAGGGCAACCAGCAGCAGCAGCAGCAGCAGCAGCAGCCCAACACGUUCACUCAAUCUGGUACUGGAACAGGUACCUUCGGACAGAACAACAACCAGCAACAGCAAUCAACGGGUUUGUUUGGUGCCAAGCCAACAGGAACAACAGGAUCUCUUUUCGGAGGUAACUCUUCAGCUCAGCCAAGCUCUCUUUUUGGAACUACCAACGUACCCACCUCAAAUUCACAGUCACAGCAAGGAAAUAAUCUUUUUGGUGCAACCAGGCCGACUAACAUGCCUUUCGGAGGAAAUCCCACUACAAAUCAGCCAGGAAGUGGAAGUAGUCUGUUUGGGGCUAAACCCGCCUCCACCACCGGUUCACUAUUUGGGAAUAACACAGCUUCUACGGCAGUACCUUCCACAAAUGGGUUAUUUAACAAUAACGCUAACAAUCCAAGUAGCAAUACGAACACGGGACUUUUCGGUGCAAAGCCAAAUUCCCAGUCAAAAGCUGCACUAGGGGGAGGUUUAUUUGGUAAUUUAAGCUCUAACUCCUCCACAAUUGGUCAAAGUAAACCAGCUUUUGGAGGCACAAACCAAAGUACUGGACUCUUUGGUGCUACUGGCACAAACUCUUCAACUGCUGGUUCAACUGCUGGACUUCUUGGCCAGAAUAAUAACACGCUUAAUAUCGGUACACAUAGUGUACCACCUGUUAACAAUACCUCUCAAAAUUCUCUUAUGGGUACGACGGCGGUUUCUUCCUUACAACAAAGUGCAGUAACUAAUGAACAGCUUUUUUCCAAGAUUUCAAUCCCCAACUCCAUCACUAAUCCAGUUAAAGCAACGGCUUCAAAAGUGAACGCGGAUAUGAAAAGAAAUAAUAGUCUCACAUCUGCCUAUAGACUAGCCCCAAAACCGUUAUUUGCUCCCUCUUCUGGUAACGAUACUAAAUUUCAAAAGUGGGGGAAGACAACAGAAGGAGGUGGUGGAGAAAGCAGUGCCAUCAAUUCUUUUACGGGUUCAGGAUCCAACUUUUUGAAUUCAAAUGACUUGUUGUUUGAUCCAGAUAGAAGAUACUUGAAGCAUCUAGUGAUUAAAAACAAUAAAAACUUGAAUGUUGUGAGUUCUGAUGAUGAAGAAGCAAGCAAGGUUAAAUUGGUGACGUUUACAACAGAAUCAGCCUCCAAAGACGAUCAACUCGCAUCAAGCCCCGCUGCUUCAAACAUAACUGAAAAAGCUUACUCCUCUCAGGUCGAUGUAAAAGAUAAUUGUGUUAAAAGCAUUUCUGACUUUCAAUCGGAAGCUACAAAUGGACCCACCUCUAUACCAAUGGUUGAGAAUGAAAAAAUUGGCAACAAAGUUCCUGGUCUAUUGAGCAAUGACGUCACUUUUUUCAAGAAUAACUACUAUAUUUCACCUUCCAUGGAAACGCUUGGCAAUAAAUCAUUGAUUGAACUUCGCAAGGUAAACAACUUAAUCAUUGGACAAAGGCACUAUGGUAAAGUCGAGUUUCUGGAGCCUGUUGAUUUGUCGAAUAUACCGUUAGAUACUUUGUGCGGUGAUCUUGUCGCCUUUGGACCAAAAUCAUGUUCAAUAUACGAAAACUGUUCCAUCAAACCGAGAAACGGCGAAGGUAUUAAUGUUCGUUGUAGAGUGACUUUAUAUUCCUGCUUCCCUAUUGACAAAGAAACAAGGAAACCCAUAAAUAAUAUAACACAUCCUCUACUGAAAAGAAGUAUAGCCAAACUAAAAGAAAAUCCAGUGUACAAGUUCGAAAGUUAUGACCCCGUAACUGGUACCUACAGUUACACCGUAGAUUCUCCAGUUUUACCUUAA